UAUCGGUGCAGGGUCCGUUUCCAUUAUGGCCAUCCUGACAUAUUGACAGAAUCUUUCACAUAACAAGAGGUGGUGUGAGCAAGGCUUCUAAAGUGAUAAACUUGAGUGAAGAUAUCUUCGGAGGGUUCAACUCAACUUUACGUGGUGGAUACGUUACACAUCAUGAGUACAUUCAAGUUGGAAAGGGACGAGAUGUGGGGUUGAACCCUAUCUCCAUUUUCGAAGCGAAAGUAGCAAAUGGGAAUGGUGAGCAAACACUAAGUCGUGAUGUUUACCGUUUAGGACAUAGGUUCGACUUUUACAGGAUGCUCUCAUUCUAUUUCACGACAAUUGGAUUCUACUUCAGUAGCAUGCUCACGGUGAUUACGGUUUAUGCAUUCUUGUAUGGUCGUAUGUACAUGGUCAUGAGUGGAGCAGAGAAAGAGAUCUUAAGGCUCGCAACCCCGAAUCAGCUAGCUGCUCUUGAGCAGGCUCUAGCUACACAGUCAAUAUUUCAGCUAGGGUUCUUGAUGGUGUUGCCUAUGGUAAUGGAGAUAGGCUUGGAGGAAGGCUUUCGCUCGGCUAUUGUCGAUUUCUUCAUAAUGCAGCUGCAACUAGCUUCCGUGUUCUUCACGUUCCAGCUUGGGACAAAGUCACAUUACUACGGGAGAACAAUCUUACACGGCGGGUCCAAAUACAGACCAACGGGUCGUGGCUUUGUUGUGUUCCACGCCAAGUUUGCUGAGAACUAUAGGUUAUACUCGAGAAGUCACUUUGUGAAGGGACUAGAGCUACUUCUGUUGCUGAUAGUUUAUCAAGUCUAUGGUCAUUCAUACCGGAGUUCAAACCUUUAUCUAUACAUAACAGUCUCCAUGUGGUUCAUGGUUGGUUCUUGGUUGUUUGCGCCGUUCAUAUUCAAUCCUUCAGGGUUUGAGUGGCAAAAGACGGUUGAUGAUUGGACUGAUUGGAAACGAUGGUUGGAUGAUCGUGGUGGUAUAGGUAUACCAGUUGAUAAAAGCUGGGAAUCUUGGUGGAGUGUAGAGCAAGAAUAUCUCAAACAUACUAAUAUUAGAGGGAGGAUCUUGGAGAUCACACUUGCUCUUCGCUUCUUCAUUUAUCAGUAUGGGAUUGUUUACCAGCUCAAUAUCUCUCAGAACAGCAAAAGCUUUUUGGUUUAUGGACUCUCUUGGGUGUUUUGCUCACAUCAUUACUUGUGCUAAAGAUGGUAUCUAUGGGAAGAAGAAAAUUUGGAACAGAUUUUCAGCUAAUGUUCAGGAUUCUUAAGGCACUUCUCUUCCUAGGAUUCUUGUCAGUCAUGACAGUGUUGUUUGUUGUGUGUGAACUCACUCUCACUGAUCUCUCUGCUUCCAUUCUUGCUUUUCUUCCAACUGGUUGGGCCAUUCUUCUGAUUGGGCAAGUACUGAGGUCACCUAUCAAAGCUUUGGGGAUUUGGGACUCGGUGAAGGAGCUGGGAAGAGCUUAUGAGAAGAUAAUGGGGCUUGUCAUCUUUGCACCAAUAGCUGUUCUGUCUUGGUUCCCUAUUGUUUCUGAGUUCCAAGCUCGUCUUCUUUUCAACCAAGCUUUUAGCAGAGGCCUUCAGAUCUCUAUGAUCCUCGCAGGUCGGAAAGACAAAGCAGCUUCUUCCUACAAGUAGCCCAAAAACAUACUUUGCUACUGUCUCUGUUCUUAGGUUUCUUGAGCCUGAAGCAACAACAAACGGUGUCGUUUAUGAUAGUUCAAUAGCUGUCUAUAAUAGGGUUUCGUUGGACUUGGACACCUCACUCUCAUCAUCAUCAUUCAUGUGUUGUACUUAUCACCAUGAUUUUGACAUAUUUUCUUUAAUAAUAUAGCAAUAUUGAUUU
Messenger RNA from Brassica napus (rape), 1841 nucleotides. Its product is annotated as putative callose synthase 6. The transcript has 6 exons. The coding region runs from base 306 to 1199 and encodes 297 amino acids. The record is from RefSeq and is a predicted model, not a curated record. Gene Ontology annotation, molecular function: 1,3-beta-D-glucan synthase activity. Gene Ontology annotation, cellular component: 1,3-beta-D-glucan synthase complex; plasma membrane. Gene Ontology annotation, biological process: (1->3)-beta-D-glucan biosynthetic process. NCBI's taxonomy places the organism in Eukaryota, Viridiplantae, Streptophyta, Magnoliopsida, Brassicales, Brassicaceae.